This is a messenger RNA of Notothenia coriiceps (black rockcod), 3319 nucleotides long. RefSeq names its product LIM domain kinase 2 (gene limk2). The record is from RefSeq and is a predicted model, not a curated record. Lineage: Eukaryota; Metazoa; Chordata; Actinopteri; Perciformes; Nototheniidae. Bases 250 to 2247 code for a protein of 665 amino acids. Gene Ontology annotation, molecular function: protein binding; ATP binding; protein serine/threonine kinase activity. The transcript is spliced from 16 exons. Gene Ontology annotation, biological process: protein phosphorylation; actin cytoskeleton organization. Gene Ontology annotation, cellular component: nucleus; cytoplasm.
UGCAUUACGUCAGUUAUCCUACCAGCGACAAGAAAGCAGCCUCGUACAGGAGGAGUGUGCUUAGUUUUUUGAUUUGUUUUUCUUCCUGUGAACAAUUAAAGGGAUUUGUUUUUCUCCUGAGGUAUCCACAGUCGCGAGUCCUGCUGGGUGAACGACGUGGAGGAAUCAAACAUUGAAGCGGCGCAUCGCAGCUCUCAGUAUGAACAGCUUGUGAAGGAUUUCAAUAACGACGACACUCUGAGAAAGUAGAUGGAGCAACCAGAAGGUACUAAGAGCUGUAACUGUGCGGGAUGUGGAGGAGAAAUCCAAGACUCGUUUCAAAUGAAAGUCCUCCUGGACACCUGGCACAACGCCUGCUUUCAGUGUUCUGUGUGCCGUGAUCUCCUGACCAACUGGUACUAUGAGAAGGAGGGAAAGCUGUACUGUCGCAAACACUACUGGGAGAAGUUCGGAGAGCUCUGUCACGGCUGCUCUCUGCUCAUGACUGGACCCACUAUGGUGGCCGGAGAACACAAGUAUCACCCAGAGUGCUUUGUGUGUCUAAGCUGCAAGGUGGUGAUUGAGGACCGGGAUACCUACGCUUUAGUGGAGCGAUCCAAACUCUACUGUGGGAAGUGCUAUAAGCAGCAGGUUCUUACACCCAUGUUGGAGAAGCGCUCACACGAGUCUGUCCUCGACUCGCUGCCUCACACAGUGACCCUCAUCUCCAUGCCCUCUGCGGCCAAUGGCAAGAGGGGCUUCUCCGUCACGGUGUCCAGGGACGUCAGCGGCUCAGCGAGUGUGCAGGUCAAAGAAGUCAGAGGCAUGCUCAUCAGUCCAGAGGUCCGAAACGCCAUCCACGUCGGGGACAGGAUUCUGGAGAUUAAUGGCCUUCCUGUCGGGACACUGAUGCAGGAGGAGGUGGAUAACCUGAUUCACCGCACCAGUCACACGCUGCAGCUGCUCAUCGAGUACGACCCGGUCCGGCAGCGUUUGGACCGCCUCAGGCUGGGGUCGCCCAGUACCAACCUGGGGGUCCCGGCCACGUCCCGCAUGCGUCUGUCCUCCCCGGCUGGUGCCGUCCUGGAGAGAACCGACGUGGUGGAUGACGGCACUCUGAAGAGGAGGUCUUUGAGGCGCAGUACCAGCAUAUGCACGUCGCCCGGGCCGAACUCUCCCAAAGACAUGCCUUUUAUCUCCCGAGACAUCGGCCGCUCCGAGUCCCUGAGAUCCUCCAAUAGCUGCUCUCAUCGCAUCUUCCGCCCAUGUGACCUCAUCCACGGGGAGGUCUUAGGGAAAGGCUUCUUCGGACAGGCUAUUAAGGUGACUCUCAAAGCCACAGGAGAAGUGAUGGUGAUGAAGGAGCUGAUCCGUUGUGAUGAAGAGACCCAGAAGGAUUUCCUUAAGGAGGUCAAAGUGAUGCGAUGUCUGGAACAUCCCCACGUCUUGAAGUUUAUCGGUGUGCUCUAUAAGGACAAGAGGCUUAAUUUGAUAACGGAGUAUAUCGAGGGAGGCACGCUGAAAGACUUCAUCAGAGACACGGAUCCGUUUCCAUGGGAGCAAAGGGUGAGCUUUGCAAAGAGCAUCGCUUCUGGCAUGGCCUACCUUCACUCAAUGAGCAUCAUACACCGAGACCUCAAUUCUCACAACUGCCUGGUUAAACUGGACAACACCGUGGUCGUUGCAGACUUUGGACUGUCCCGACUCGUAGUCGAGGAAAAGGUUAAACCUCCACCCGAAAAACCAAACGGCAAGAAGAGGGUGUUCAGACGAAUCGACCGGAAGAAGCGCUACACUGUGGUGGGAAACCCUUACUGGAUGGCUCCAGAGAUGCUGAAUGGUAAACGCUAUGAUGAGAAGGUGGACAUUUUCUCUUUUGGAAUCAUGCUCUGUGAGAUCAUUGGAAAAGUCUAUGCAGACCCCGAGUGUCUCCCCAGGACUCUGGACUUCGGCCUGAAUGUCGGCAAGUUUGUGGAGAAGUUCGUCCCUGACGACUGUCCCACAGCCUUCUUCCCUCUGACAGUGGCCUGCUGUGACCUCACACCUGACAACCGACCACCUUUCCUGAAGCUGGAGGACUGGUUCGAGGCUCUGUCCCUCUACCAGGAGCUGGGGAUCCCCCUGCCGGCCGAACUGGAUGAACUGCAUCAGAGAAUGAGUCAACUUCACUGGCCUAAAGACGUCCUGCCGUCCCAGAGCACGGAUCAGUCGUCAACGGCGACAGCAGCCUCUCCAGACUCUCCCACGGCGACAGACAGCGGCACCUAGGACGACCCCCUCUCUCCUUUAACCCCUCCGAAUGGCUGCACUAAUACAGUAGAUGGGGGAAAAAGAGGGACAUUGAAUUAAAGCCACCCCAUUUUAGAACUGGAAAACCUGAGGUAGAUGGCCUCUCGUGGGACCUUCACUCUGAAAAUAGCAGUGAAUUUGUAAGUGGGUGGAAAGACACAUUUCAAAAAGACAAGUGUUAGUUACUAAAACAAAUGUUUACCGUACUAAGAAACCCGAUCAACACAUCGCACUAAUGUUUACUAGAUGAUAUUCAACUUGCUUUGAUCUUUUAGCAGACAAAAGCCAACCCUCUUUAUAAGGUGGAGGACCUUGUUGAGUCAUAUGUGACAGCAGUUUUGUUUUUCAUGCUCUGAGGUCGUUUGCUAUGUGAGGAAUGCACAGAUCAGUGCUUCUCUCACUUCAGCCGCAAAGAAAACAAAGAUGCUCCGCAGUAUGGCCGACAGACAAGGACGUGUACACAAGGCAGGAGAAAAGUGUAUCCGACAUCUGCAGUGGAAGCAAAACACUGCCUGACCUUAAAUACUUUCAUCACUCUAACAUUUGGCAGAAGAUGUGGACAUUUGAUUUGGUCUAAGCACCACUGACCUAAUGACGGGAUGGUUACAAGUAUGCUUCUGUACUUUGUAGUCUUGACAAGUUUAAUUAUGAAUGGAUCAUUCAAAAUGAUUUUUAAAGACAUUUUGUCCAAAUAUUCCAUCAUACACCUGAGGCCUAUUAAAAACAGUGAGGAAGCUUUUUUGGCUGACAUUAACAACCGUCAUAAUCGACAUAAUCGAGCAACAGUUGACCAUAAAAAGUCGCUUUGUACAGAAGAACUGGAUUUUUUUUAUUUCUUAAGCAAUGUAUAUAAAUGUGUAAAUAGUAUUGCUCUAAUUGAAUGUCAUUUUCUAAUGGGAACUCUAGAGUUGUAGAUUUUUUUUUUUAGACAUUUCGUCAACAAUGGACGUUUUUGCCUUUUUGCUAUCAUCGUGCAAGGCACUGGCGAUCAGUUGUAACCACUAUUAUUUAUAUCACUGUAGUGUUUCAUAAAUAAACCUUCUUAAAGUUG